AUGCCAGGCAGGAUCAUGUGCUCCUUCGGCGUGGACGUCGACGCGGUUGCGGGCUGGCUGGGCAGCUACGGCGGCGAAGACAGCGCCUCCGACGUCAGUCGUGGCCUGUUCGCGGGCGAGGUCGGUGUCCCGCGCCUGCUGAAGCUGUUCAAGAAGCUCAACAUGAAGACGACAUGGUACAUCCCCGGUCACUCGCUCGACACGUUCCCGGACCAAAUGGCCCAGGUGCGCGACGCCGGCCACGAGAUCGGUCUGCACGGCUACUCGCACGAAAACCCGACCUCCCUCUCGGUACAGCAGCAGAAGGACAUCCUCGACAAGACCUUCAAGCAGAUGACCGACUUCCUCGGCCACCCACCCAAGGGCUCCGUCGCGCCCUGGUGGGAAGUGUCUGUCGAAGGUGCAGAGUUGCUCCUCGAGAAGGGAAUCGAGUACGACCACUCGUUCAUGCACCACGACUCUCAGCCGUACUACCUCCGCACGGGCGACACCUGGGUCAAGAUUGACUACAACAAGCCAGCGUCCCACUGGAUGGAACCUGUCAAGCGCGGCGAGACGACGGGCAUGGUCGAGAUCCCGGUCAACUGGGAACUGGACGACCUGCCGCCCAUGAUGUUCAUGAAGACUGCGAAUAACUCGCACGGCUUUGUCGACGUCCGCACCAUCGAGCAGAAGUGGAAGGACCACUUCACGUACCUGUAUGAGAAUGAGCGCGACACCGGCUUCAUCAUGCCCAUCACUGUCCACCCUGAUGUCAGUGGUAGGCCGCACGUCACUCUCAUGCUCGAGCGCUUCAUCAAGUGGAUCAACACCCACGACGGCGUCGAGUGGGUCACCAUGCAGGAGAUCGCAGACGACUUCCGCAAGCGCGUCCCGCCCCCCAAGGGCGCGCGCAUGCCAAAGGGCAUGAAGUAA
Trichosporon asahii var. asahii CBS 2479 is the source of this 915-nucleotide messenger RNA. Its product is annotated as putative polysaccharide deacetylase from carbohydrate esterase family CE4. Gene Ontology annotation, molecular function: hydrolase activity, acting on carbon-nitrogen (but not peptide) bonds. Bases 1 to 915 code for a protein of 304 amino acids. Lineage: Eukaryota; Fungi; Basidiomycota; Tremellomycetes; Trichosporonales; Trichosporonaceae. Gene Ontology annotation, biological process: carbohydrate metabolic process. The record is from RefSeq and is a predicted model, not a curated record. The transcript has 2 exons.